Impatiens glandulifera is the source of this 1038-nucleotide messenger RNA. RefSeq lists its product as uncharacterized. The record is from RefSeq and is a predicted model, not a curated record. The transcript has 6 exons. Lineage: Eukaryota; Viridiplantae; Streptophyta; Magnoliopsida; Ericales; Balsaminaceae. Bases 231 to 839 code for a protein of 202 amino acids.
ACGCGUCCUUAUCCUUGCGAUUUCUUGACUCGCAGGUGAGGGAUCUCCAAUCCAACAAUGGAAAGAACCAUCAUCAUCAAUCUCCAAUCACCGAAUGGAAAUCAUGCUUCGCGUCAACAUUCUGAGGAUUCGAACUGAGAACGAAGAACAGUUCAAAACCUAAGGUUUUUGUUACGGGUGUGAUUCGGACCUCAGUUAGCAUUUUCUCGCGUCUAAGAAAGUGCGGGAAAAUGGCAAGAAGUAUUGACAAGGAUAAUUCACCGUCUCUGAGACCUGGAGAUGCUGCUUCCACUUCUUCAUCGAAUCCGGUCAGAGUUCGAGCCAGACCUGACCCUUUCUUGGUUGUCUGUCGAUGCUUUAGCGUCGUAACCGCAAUUGCUGCAGUUCUUUGUGUUGUCGUUAACGUCCUUUCAGCUGUCCGCUCAUUCAAAAACGGUUCAGAUAUAUUCGAUGGAAUAUUUCGUUGUUAUGCGGUCGUCGUUGCAAUUUUCGCAGUUGUUGCUGAGACAGAAUGGGGUUUCAUCAUGAAGUUCUGUAAGGUGCUGGAGUACUGGGCGGCCAGGGGUAUGCUGCUGAUCUUUGUUGCUGUGAUGACAAGAGCUUAUCCAGAAGAUAAUGCUGACAGGAAGGACCUUGUUCUUCUCCAAAAUAUAGCGUGUUUUAUGCUCCUAAGCUGUGGUGUGAUUUAUGUUGUUUCGGGUGUAUUAUGCAUUGGUCAUCUCAAACGCCUUCGUCAAAAGAAAGAAGUUUCAAAAGACCAAGCUGUUAAGGAUCUUCAAGAAUUGGAGCGUAGAAGAGAGGAGCUUGAAGCAUUGUUGUUGGUUGAAGAAAGAGUUUGAUUACAACAUUGGUAAUUACUUGGUCUUGGAUUGGAUCAUCCUGUUCGAAAUUCAAUAGGAUUGUUUUUUUUUUCUUGGAUUCACUUGUUCAUUUGCGGUAUGUUUUUGAAGCAUCUACGAUAACAAACAAACUGUUGCAUAUUCUUUGUGAAAUUUAGUUGAUGAUAACAAGUUGGAGAAAAAUAAGUUGUUAACCUAA